GUGACACGUGCUCAAAUAUGUAAGAUUCCAGUGCAGUCCAGCAGUCUGCCUCCGCUUGGGCAAUGGCAAGCAAGCUCUAGCUCCAAGCUAAAGCUCAGUGGUGGACUGGACUCUGGUGUGCCUCUCUAUAUAAAUCUAGCUCCCGGAGCUCUUUUCCCCAGCACACCACGCCCGAACCGAAACCGGCACAAAGACAAAAAGUGAUCGACCGGCGGCCGGCCAGGCUAGGCAAGGGCAUCCUCAAUAAGCACGGCCAGAAAGUCAGGGGUAGGGAGAAGGAUGACGAUGGCGAUGGCAAGUAUGCCGCCGGCUUGUGCGGCAACCGAGCUGGUGGCCAAGGGGAGGGAGUCGGCUGCCGUUCUCAAGGCCAUGCUCGGCCAGCUUCCUGCGGCGGCGACGCCCCAUGAUGGUCUCCGGGAUCUGGCCGAGCAGGUCCUCCGCUGCUGCGACCGAGCUCUGGCGGCCUUGCUCAGAGGCGCGGCAACGGAGGAGGCUGCCUGCAGCAGUUCGGCCAGGAAGCGCCGCAAGCAGCCAGCAGAGCGGCAGGGCGGCCUGGCUCCUCCUCCUCCUUCUCCUGCUGCGACGGGAUCCAAGAGGAUGAGGAUGAGCCGUGGAGAGCGGGGGACACGAGCGGAGAAGAAAGAAACAAUGGAGGACGGCUUCAUCUGGAGGAAGUACGGCCAGAAGGACAUCCACGGCAGCAACUACCCCAGGCUCUACUUCCGCUGCACCUACAAGGACGACCGCGGCUGCGAGGCCCGGAGGCAGGUGCAGCGGUCGGACACCGACCCCUGCGCGGCCUACCUCAUCACCUACUUCGGCGAGCACACCUGCUGCUGCCGCGACGACGCCGUCGAGGCGCCAGCGCCAUUCGUCAUCGACUUCGGCUUGAGCGCCGCUGCCUGUGACGACGGCCUGCAGCUGCCGCAAUACGGUUCGCCUUGGCCGUCUUGCGACGACGACGGCCCGGGCCCGGUGGAAUUGCAAACGCCGCCGCCGCGCACAUCAGCUGAUCUGUGCAGUUCACCGCCGGAGGAGGAGUUGCGGGCUGGCGCGUGCGACGUGGCUGAGUUCGUCGCCGAGCAGUCAACGACGGUGACAGCAGAGCUCAUGGGUAGGAUGACCUCGCCGGAGUGGGACGGGUGCUUGGACUGGGAGUUGGGCGAAGGCGACAGCUCACUCGACGUUGACGGUUUCGACAGAUACUACUUCGAUUACAGUGAUCUGCUUUAGAGCCUGUACAAUCUAUUAAUCUAAUUAAAUAAGGAGUUUUUUUGAGCGGUCUCUAGAAGAGACAGAUUCUUCGUCAAGAGUUCGAGAGUUCGUCUCUACUCAAUUUCUAUAUAUAUAUAUAUUAUAUUUUGACUGUA
This is a messenger RNA of Zea mays, 1370 nucleotides long. Its product is annotated as probable WRKY transcription factor 38. Bases 280 to 1233 code for a protein of 317 amino acids. Gene Ontology annotation, biological process: regulation of DNA-templated transcription. Gene Ontology annotation, molecular function: sequence-specific DNA binding; DNA-binding transcription factor activity. The transcript has 3 exons. The record is from RefSeq and is a predicted model, not a curated record. Lineage: Eukaryota; Viridiplantae; Streptophyta; Magnoliopsida; Poales; Poaceae.